Molecule: messenger RNA, 1970 nt
Organism: Bufo gargarizans (Asiatic toad)
Lineage: Eukaryota; Metazoa; Chordata; Amphibia; Anura; Bufonidae
Gene: SWAP70
Product: switching B cell complex subunit SWAP70
Exons: 9
Coding region: 69-1385 (438 amino acids)
Cellular component (GO): cytoplasm; nucleus
Source: RefSeq, a predicted model, not a curated record
UAUUGCCGCUGGGGUUGGCCCUUGCUCUGUUGUAGAUUGAGUAUCUCCUGCGGAAGCUGACGGAGGCGAUGGGCAGCGGUUGGCAGCAGGCCUUGUUCGAGGACUAUAAGAUCAGUCUCCACGACAAGCAGAAGGGACUGUCCGUGUGGGAGCUCAUCGAGUUGAUCGGGAGCGGGCAGUUCAGUAAAGGCACGGACUCCACCACCGUGUCCAUGGCCAUCAACGAGGUGUUUAAUGAGCUCGUCUUGGACGUCUUGAAGCAGGGUUAUCUGUGGAAGAAAGGGCACAAGCGCAAGAACUGGACGGAGCGCUGGUUUGUCCUGAAACCCAACGUCGUGUCUUAUUACGUCAGCGAAGAUCUGAAGGACAAGAAGGGAGACAUCUUUCUGGAUGGGAACUGCUGUGUGGAGUCGUUGCCUGACAGAGACGGGAAAAGGUGUCUGCUCCUCGUGAAAUGUGUAGAGAAAAGCUACGAGAUCAGCGCCUCCGACAAGAAGAAGAAGCAGGAGUGGAUUCAGGAUAUUCAGACGGUCAUUAACCUGCGGAAGAUGGGGAUCUCCUCGCCGCACAGGGACGCUCGUCAGAAGAGGAAAGCGUUGCGGCAGAGGCUACAAGCCGAGCAAGAGGAGCUGGAGCGCAAGAUGAAAGACCUGCAGGCGUCAAAUGAGCUGAAGCAGCUGGAGCUGGAGCAAGUGCGCAUGCAACUGAGGGAGGCAGCCGAGCACGCCGCGCAGGAGGAAAAGAAACGCCAUGACACCCACAUGGAGCUACAGGACCGGUUCAAAGUGGAGCUUGAGCGGGAGCAGACGAUCCGGCACCAGAUGGAAGAGAAGGUGGCGCAGAAGUCCUCGGAGUUGGAGCAGUACCUAAAGCGCGUGCGGGAGCUGGAGAAGAUGUAUUACCGUCUGCAGGAGGCGCUGGACGAUGAGAAACAAGCUCGCCUCGAGGAGGAGAAAGCGCGGCUGCUCCAGACACGGCUCCUGGAGGAAGAAGCUACAAAGAGGGCGACACUGGAAAGUCUGCACAAAGAGCAGGAGAUGACCAUCAGGAUGACCGAGGCAGAGAAGAAGGAACUGGAGACCAUGCAGGCCAUGAAGGAGCAAGCCCUGCAGGAGGCCAUGCAGCAGCUGGAGCAGCUGGAGAAGGAGCGGAUCGCAGCUCUGGAGCAAUACGAGCAAGUUAAAAGUAACCUCGAAAUGGCGACCUGUAAGACCCGGAGCUGGAAGGACAAGGUGGCGCAGCACGAGGGGUUAAUCCGGUUAAUACAACCAGGAUCUAAAAACCCUGGAAUGAUCAGAAACUGGGGCCCAGCGUCCUUUACCAAAGGGGAGCUCCAGGAACGAGAGAAGAACUGGCAAGAGAAGAAGAACUCCAGCCUGGAAUAGGAUAGGAACAAGCUGACCACUUGGUGCAAGGGGCAGAAGACACAAUGUGGUUAGGAAAUAGACAACCCGAAGCUCCAGGAGAACGUUGCAGCUUUAGAGUAUUAUCUUGUCCUUAGAGUACCAAGAUUUUGUAAUUAUAAAAGGGACACAAUGUGUAACCAUAAAGCAGUAGCGGGAUUCAUCUGCCCUACCGUCCUACUGGAUUAUUUCUCUGACCACAUCAUCUGUCCACCUGGUCACCUGCACAAUCUGCCCCAAAGCACCAUCUUCCCAUCCACACUCCAAGAGGAUCUAUGGAAAGAGUAACCUGCUGGCGUUGAGGAGCUGCAUCUGGAUCCCCAUGAACCACGGACUGUCCCUGCUCAGUCCCAAAACUGGAACUUGUAGGACUUUCUCAAGGAAGGGACGGUGUACUUAACCCUUUCUCAUUCUAGACCGGCAGACGGUCUUGUCUCCAUUAUAUUGCGUUCAUCUCAUUUAUAUUUUAAUGAUAAGAUCCCGUUGUGGAUCUCUGCUGAUGAUGGGAACUCGUUACGUUUGCGGAAUCUGUCGUAGCCUCUUCCAUAAAGUGUUAAUAUAAAAAGA